CUGUCCUUAAGCUCUGCCACUCAAAAACAACGGAAGCAGGGGGAGAGAGAGAGAGAGAGAGAGAGAGAGAGGGAUGGAGGAAGGAGGAGAGGAAAUCAAUGCGGGGCUUCUUGUGAGAAAGGGGGAAGAAGAAGAAGAAGAAGAGUGGAAGUUGAGGAAGAGAGUGUGGAUCGAGUCAAAAAAGCUAUGGAGAGUCGCCGGCCCGGCCAUCUUCAGCCGGGUGGUGACAUACAGCAUGAACGUUAUAACUCAGGCCUUCGCCGGUCAUCUCGGCGACCUUGAGCUCGCUUCCAUGUCUAUCGCCACCAACGUCGUCGUUGGCUUCAGUUUUGGUCUCUUGCUGGGCAUGGCGAGCGCGCUGGAGACUCUAUGCGGUCAAGCAUUCGGUGCAAAGAAAUACCACAUGCUAGGGAUAUACUUGCAACGUUCAUUUAUAAUAUUAUUCGCAUGCGCCACCCUUCUCCUACCUAUGUACAUCUUCGCCGCCCCUAUUCUCCGGCUCGUUGGACAGCCGCCGGAGCUGGCGGCUCAGGCCGGAAAACUAUCUAUUUGGUUCAUUCCUGUACACUAUGCCUUCGUCUUCAUCUUACCAUUACAGAGAUUCUUACAGUGCCAGCUUAAGAACAUCGUUCACGCCGUUGUUUCAGCUAUUGUGCUAAUAGUUCAUCUGUUCAUGACUUGGCUUUUCGUUUACCGUUACAGAUUUGGGUUGUUUGGCACAGCUAUGGUAUUGAAUUUCUCGUGGUGGGUUGGGGUGGGAUUGCUUAUGGCAUUUGUGUUAUAUGGAGGGUGUAGGGAGACUUGGAAGGGGUUUUCUAUGCUGGCAUUUGAGGGGCUAUGGGAGUUCUUGAAGCUUUCUGCAGCUUCUGGAGUAAUGCUAUGCUUGGAGAACUGGUACUAUAGAAUAUUGAUUGUGCUUGCUGGGAAUAUAAAGAAUGCUGAAAUUGCAGUGGAUGCCCUCUCCAUAUGUAUAAGUAUUAAUGGCUGGCAGCUGAUGAUCCCUCUUGCCUUCUUCGCUGCAACAGGAGUGAGGGUUGCAAAUGAGCUUGGAGCUUGCAAUAGUAAAGGAGCCAAAUUCGCAACAAUUGUCGCCGUUAUUACCUCAAGCAUUAUUGGAAUUAUCUUCUUCAUAUUGAUCAUCACUUUCCAUAACAAGAUUGCUUAUAUCUUCACCAUUAGCGAGGUAGUCAUCGAUGCUGUCGAUAACCUCUCUUUCUUGUUGGCUUUCACCAUCCUUCUUAACAGCAUUCAACCGAUUCUUUCAGGUGUUGCAGUUGGUUCAGGAUGGCAAUCAGUUGUGGCAUAUGUUAAUAUUGGAUCAUAUUACUUGAUUGGAGUUCCACUUGGUAUUCUUAUGGGAUGGCUUCUACAUCUUGGUGUUUUGGGAAUAUGGGCUGGUAUGAUUGGAGGGACUGCUAUUCAGACACUCAUACUGGCUAUCAUGACCAUACGAUGUGAUUGGGACAAGGAGGCAUUGAAAGCUAGCUCGCGCAUGGAGAAAUUGUCUCGUCGGAUUGAACGAUAGUGUUAUAAUGAGAGAAGUUUUUUUUUUUUUUUUUUUGAAUUUCUGUAAUUUCGGGUCAAGUUAUAUGUAUCUUUUCAUGUAAAGAUGAGAAAAAUUUUUCUAUGUCCAUCUUUUAUGACUCUUUUCCCUGAUGAAUAAGCAAUAGAUGUUUAUGUUUUACUAAUAA
This is a messenger RNA of Dendrobium catenatum, 1691 nucleotides long. Its product is annotated as protein DETOXIFICATION 27. Bases 74 to 1525 code for a protein of 483 amino acids. The record is from RefSeq and is a predicted model, not a curated record. The transcript has 8 exons. Gene Ontology annotation, biological process: xenobiotic detoxification by transmembrane export across the plasma membrane. Gene Ontology annotation, cellular component: membrane. Lineage: Eukaryota; Viridiplantae; Streptophyta; Magnoliopsida; Asparagales; Orchidaceae. Gene Ontology annotation, molecular function: antiporter activity; xenobiotic transmembrane transporter activity.